AUGAUCCUCAGCGAGUGGCUGUAUUCAAAGAGAAGGGUUUGUGAUAUAAUGACCCACUCAGUGACGGACACUUCUCGUUGCCUACUUUGCUUUCUUCAGGCUGGAGCCAAGGUGUCUCCCUCCACUCUGUUUGCAGUGGCCAGUAUACAGGAGGGCUGCGCAUACAUCAACGGCUCCCCACAGAACACCUUUGUGCCGGGGGCUAUAGAGCUGGCCAUGCAGAAUGGCGUGUUCAUCGGCGGCGACGACUUCAAGUCCGGUCAAACUAAGAUCAAGUCGGUGCUGGUGGACUUUCUGGUCAGCGCAGGUAUCAAGCCGACCUCCAUUGUCAGCUACAACCACCUCGGCAACAACGACGGGAAAAACCUCUCGGCCCCGCAGCAGUUCCGCUCCAAAGAGAUCUCCAAGAGCAACGUGGUGGACGACAUGGUCCAGUCCAACCCCAUACUGUACAAGCCUGGAGAGAAACCUGACCACUGUGUGGUGAUUAAGUAUGUUCCUUAUGUGGGCGACAGCAAGCGUGCAAUGGAUGAGUACACUUCUGAAAUAAUGAUGGGAGGCACCAAUACUAUCGCACUGCACAACACCUGUGAGGACUCUCUACUAGCCAGCCCGAUCAUCCUGGACCUUGUCAUCCUGACGGAGCUUUGCCAGCGCGUGACCGUCAAGCCCCAGGGGGAGGACUUCCAGUCCUUCCACAGCGUCUUGGCGCUUCUCUCCUUCCUCUGCAAAGCCCCGCUGGUCCCAUCAGGGACUCCGGUCAUCAACGCCUUCUUCCGCCAGAGGUCCUGCAUAGAGAACGUCAUGAGAGCGUGCCUUGGCCUUCCCCCUCAGAACCACAUGAUGCUGGAGCACAAGCUGCAGAGGAACUUCCUGCCUCAACCUGCAGCCUUCAUCUCGGACGACGUAGCCUCUUUGAAAAAGGUUCCCGCCCUUACCAACGGGAGUCACAGACCGCUAACAAAUGGCAUAUACGCACAUGCGGACGAUGCAGCUCGUGCAUUAUGACUGCAAGUACAACACUACAGCCCAAAACAGAACUGAAACUUAAGACAACUGAACAUAAUACCUUGUUUGAAAAGAACAAAGACCCUCAUUGACCAAUCAUUGCUAAACCGCAACUUUUAAACCUUUUAGGUGAACUUAAUUUAAAUUUCAGAUAUUGUGCAGUAGGUAAAGUUUUUUUUUUCUUUUUCUUUUUCGUCUCCUCACUGAUCUUCAUUCAUGUAGCAUCAUCUUGGGCUCACAGUUUUGUGUCCAAUGCAAAUGUGAAAUAUAACUGUACAGCAUACUUACAUAUCUUUGAAUAGGUUUUACCAGCCACUGUUCAACUGAUCUUGCAGCUGUGACAAUGGAUCCGAUAACUGCUGUACUGUAUCUGUUGUGUUAGUGGAUGUCCUGAGGGACAUCUUCUUCUCUCUAUUGUUGACAUUCUCUGUAUCCUCCCAGAUGUUUUUGUGUGCCGUGGGCUAUUUAUAUAAUCAAUAAACAUUGAAAUAAAUCCACCUUAA
Mugil cephalus (flathead mullet) is the source of this 1511-nucleotide messenger RNA. Its product is annotated as inositol-3-phosphate synthase 1-A-like. The record is from RefSeq and is a predicted model, not a curated record. NCBI's taxonomy places the organism in Eukaryota, Metazoa, Chordata, Actinopteri, Mugiliformes, Mugilidae. Gene Ontology annotation, cellular component: cytoplasm. Gene Ontology annotation, molecular function: inositol-3-phosphate synthase activity. Gene Ontology annotation, biological process: inositol biosynthetic process; phospholipid biosynthetic process.